AUGGGUGGAGCUAAAGGAAGGUAUCAUCAAUCAGGAGACUUCAUUAUUGGUGGCAUUGCUAGUCAUGGCGGUUUCAUCUCUACUCCAACAUCCUUCAAUGAAGAACCUCCACCAGACUUGACUGAAGAACUUGUCAUAAUGCCAAAGAAUUACCAGCAUCUCGUGGCCUUUGCAUUUGCAGUAAAAGAGAUCAAUGAAAACCCUCAAAUAUUACCCAAUCUCACUUUGGGCUUCCGUAUCUAUGACAGCUAUGACAAUGCAAGGAGAACCUAUCAUGCAACCAUGUUACUCCUAUCACUAGUGGAGAGAUUGGUGCCCAACUACAUAUGUGACACCCGGAAUAAUCUAAUUGCAGUAGUUGGGGGACUGGACUCAGAAAUCUCUCUUCACAUAGCAAAUAUCUUGGAUAUCUAUAAGAUUCCGCAGCUCCAUCAGUUUCUUAGAGUUGUCUCAUUUAACAACAAUGCUCAGAAUGAGGUUUUCUUUAAGGAGAAUGGAGAGAUAGUAGCUGGAUUGGAUGUUAUUAAUUUGAUUUUUUUCUCCAAUGAAUCUUUUCUCCGAGUGAAAGUAGGAGGGAUGGAUCUUCAGGAUUCUCCAGGCCAAGCCCUCACCAUUGAUGAGGAUGCCAUCACAUGGCAAAGAUGGUUUAACCAGACAAGACCACUAUCUAUAUGUAGUGAGAGUUGCCAUCCUGGUUCCAGCAAGAAAGUGAAGGAGGGGAAACCACACUGCUGCUAUGAUUGCAUCCCAUGUCCAGAAGGGAAGAUUUCAAACAAAGAGGAUAUGAGUGACUGUAACUCAUGCUCAGCCAAAGACUAUCCAAGCAAGAAUCGGGAUUUCUGUAUCCCCAAAAUGGUAACCUUCUUGUCUUAUGAAGAACCUCUGGGUGUCAGUUUAGCUUUCUUUGCUCUUUUUUUUUCUUUGAUCAUAGCUGUGGUACUGAGAACAUUUAUGAAGCACAACAACACUCCUAUAGUCAAAGCCAACAACCAGAACCUCACCUAUACUCUCCUCAUCUCUCUUCUCCUCUGCUUCCUUUGCACAUUGCUAUUCAUUGGCCAACCUCAGAAGAUGACUUGUCUCCUUCGACAAACGACCUUUGCCUUCAUCUUCUCAGUGGCUGUCUCUUCUGUACUAGCAAAAACCAUCAUGGUAGUUCUGGCUUUCAUGGCCACCAAACCAGGAUCCAGGAUGAGGAUGUGGUUGGGGAAGGAGCAGGCCAUCUCCAUUGUUCUUUCCUGCUCCUUUAUCCAAGCAAGUAUCUGCAUUGUUUGGCUGGGAACCUCUCCCCCAUUCCCAGAUACUGACAUGAACUCAGUUGCUGAAGAAAUUCUGCUGGAGUGUAAUGAGGGUUCUGUGACGAUGUUUUACUGUGCCUUGGGCUACAUGGGCUUGUUGGCAGUUAUCAGUUUCACUGUGGCCUUCCUCUCCAGGAAGUUACCUGGCAGUUUCAAUGAGGCCAAGUUCAUCACUUUCAGCAUGUUGGUCUUUUGCAGUGUUUGGUUAACUUUUAUUCCCUCCUACCUAAGCACCAAAGGUAAAUACAUGGUAGCUGUGGAGAUCUUCUCUAUCUUAGCCUCCAGUGCUGGAUUGCUUGGUUGCAUCUUCUUCCCCAAAUGUUACAUUAUUGUGUUGAGGCCUGAGCUAAACAAUAGGGGACAGCUAAUGAGAAAAUAUUGA
Molecule: messenger RNA, 1680 nt
Organism: Elgaria multicarinata webbii
Lineage: Eukaryota; Metazoa; Chordata; Lepidosauria; Squamata; Anguidae
Product: vomeronasal type-2 receptor 26-like
Exons: 6
Coding region: 1-1680 (559 amino acids)
Biological process (GO): G protein-coupled receptor signaling pathway
Cellular component (GO): plasma membrane
Molecular function (GO): G protein-coupled receptor activity
Source: RefSeq, a predicted model, not a curated record